ACCAUCAGCAGCGAAAAAUUUGUUCUGAAUUGUUGUGUUAUUGUAAUGAAAUAUUUUACCGCUACUUUGCAAUAGUUUUAUAUCAAUUAAAGAAUAAAGAAUGGAAGUAACAGAAAAUAAUCUGCAAACCCUUGUAGGGUAUUUGCAACAUACAUUGAGUCCUGAUCCUGCUGUUCGUAGACCAGCGGAAAAAUUUCUGGAGUCAGUGGAAGCUAAUCAGAACUACCCUGUUCUGCUUUUAACAUUAGUAGAUAAAGCAGAUGUUGAUAUGACUAUUAGAAUUGCAGGUGCUGUUACAUUUAAAAAUUAUGUGAAAAGAAAUUGGAGAACAGUUGAUGAUGUAAAUAAAAUUCAUGAUUCUGAUAGGGAAACUAUCAAACAGCUGAUUGUGAGUUUAAUGCUUCGAAGUCCAGAACAAAUUCAAAGACAGCUGAGUGAUGCUGUUAGUAUUAUUGGACGAGAAGAUUUUCCACAGAAAUGGCCUAAUUUAAUUCAAGAAAUGGUUGCACAUUUCCAAAGUGGUGACUUUCAUGCUAUCAAUGGUGUACUCCAUACAGCACACUCAUUGUUCAAAAGGUAUCGAUAUGAAUUCAAGUCGCAAAAGCUAUGGAUUGAAAUCAAAUUUGUUCUUGAUAAUUUUGCCAAACCAUUAACUGAUCUUUUUGUGGCAACAAUGCAGUUAGCUGAAACUCAUGCAACAAAUGUGAAUGCUUUAAAAGUUAUAUUUAGUUCCCUUGUCCUCAUCACCAAGAUAUUCUACAGUCUGAAUUUUCAGGAUAUUCCUGAAUUUUUUGAAGACAACAUCAAAGUAUGGAUGAAUUAUUUCUUAAAAUUGUUAACAAUUAACAAUGAAUUACUCAAAACUGGGGAAGAUGAAGAAGCGGGUCUUCUAGAGGAUUUGAAAUCUCAAAUAUGUGAAAAUAUUGGUUUGUAUGCACAGAAAUAUGCUGAGGAGUUUGCGGAAUAUUUACCUGGAUUUGUAACUGCUGUUUGGUCUUUACUUACUACUGUAGGACAGCAAGUAAAAUAUGAUUUGUUGGUGAGUAAUGCUAUACAUUUUCUUUCAUCUGUUGCUGAUCGACCAAAUUCCAAGCAUUUGUUUGAAGCCUCUGAUGUACUGAGCUCUAUUUGUGAAAAAGUAAUCAUUCCUAACAUGGAAUUUAGAGACUGUGAUGAAGAAUUAUUUGAAGAUAAUCCUGAAGAAUACAUAAGAAGAGAUAUUGAAGGUUCAGAUAUGGAUACCCGAAGAAGAGCAGCAUGUGAUUUAGUGAAAGCUCUUGCAAGGCAUUUUGAAGCAAACAUUACACAAAUUUUCUCUAAUUAUGUUAAUGCUAUGUUGCAGAAUUAUGCAAAGGAUCCUAAUACUCAUUGGAAGAGCAAAGAUGCUGCCAUCUAUUUAGUAACCUCUAUGACUAUUAAAGGCCAGACAGCAAGGCAUGGAACAACUCAGACCAAUCAGCUUGUAGAUGUGAUUGAUUUUUUCAAUGGACAGAUCUUACCUACUCUUCAGUCAGCAAAUGUGGAUGAAUUUCCUGUUUUGAAAGCUGAUUCCAUAAAAUAUUAUGUUAUUUUUCGAAAUCAAUUACCAAAAGAGCUUGUUCUGAAUACAUUACCUCAUGUUGUCAAUAUCCUUCGAUCAAAAACUUCAGUUGUGCAUACAUAUGCUGCUCAUGCUAUUGAGAGGAUUUUCACUAUGAAAGGAGAAGGAAAUGUACCAUAUUUUCAGAAAACAGAACUGCAACCAAUGGCUGAAUUAAUUUUAAAUAAUUUAUUUGCUGCUUUUGAACAUCCUAGUUCUUCUGAAAAUGAGUAUAUCAUGAAAGCAAUCAUGCGAACAUUCUCUCUGCUUCAAGAUGGUGUUGUUCCAUUUUUAGAAGUCUUGUUACCCAAAUUAACUAUGAAAUUAAAUGAAGUAAGCAAGAACCCAAGCCGGCCUCAUUUUAAUCACUAUUUAUUUGAAACUCUGAGCUUAGCUAUUCGUAUUACUUGCAAUAGUAAUAAGAUGGCUGUUUCAAAAUUUGAAGAAGCACUUUUUCCAGUUUUCGAAAAUAUUUUGCGACAAGAUAUUCAAGAAUUUGUUCCUUAUGUGUUCCAACUGCUAUCUUUGUUCCUGGAAUUUCGAGAUCCUCCCGUCCCAGAGCAUUAUAUGGAACUAUUCCCAUGCCUUCUCUCUCCUGUCUUAUGGGAGCGAGUGGGGAAUAUUCCUGCACUCAGCAGACUCUUGCAGGCUUUCAUAGAAAAGGAAGCUCAACGCAUUGUCGCCUCACAGAAACUGAAUGGUGUACUAGGUGUUUUCCAGAAAUUAAUAGCUUCUAAAACCAAUGAUCAUGAGGGCUUCUUCAUAUUGCAGAGGCUAAUUGAAAAACUACCUGCAGAAACUUUGAAUGAAUAUCUCAAACACAUAUUUGUUCUUCUUUUUCAUCGACUGCAAAAUUCUAAAACAACAAAAUAUGUAAAAUGUCUGUUGUCUUUCUUCUUUCUCUUUACAUACAAGUUUGGACCAAGUGCCCUUAUAUCACUUAUUGAUACCAUUCAACCCAAAAUGUUUUCCAUGGUCAUUGAAAGGUUAAUCAUUCCAGACUUGCAGAAAGUUUCUGGAAACAUUGAGAGGAAGAUUUGUUCUGUUGGAAUGAUCAGAUUACUUACGGAGUCUUCAGAAGUGAUUGAUGGAUGUUAUAGCCAAUUCUGGGGUCCUCUUCUGCAAACUCUGAUUAGUUUGUUUGAGCUUCCUGAAGACGACAGCAUCCCAGACGAUGAACAUUACAUCGAAGUUGAUGAGAUGCCUGGCUACCAAAGUGCGUAUUGCCAAUUGCUCUUUGCAGGCAAAUCAGAGCAUGAUCCUAUCAAUGGGCAGGUAGCUGAUGCCAGGCUGCACUUAGCACAAUCGCUGCAGAAACUAUCAGCUAACCAUCCUGGAAAACUCCCAACGUUGAUUUCUUCUCAUCUAGCUCCAGAAGCUGCCCUGCAUCUACAGACCUAUCUCCAAGCUGCAGGGAUCGUUUUGUCCUGAAAAUGGAUGUGAUAAAUGAAUGUGAUGUCAAAAGACUGUGAAAGACAUUGUAUAUAAAUCACCAGUUGAACGUUUUUAUUGAUCGCUUUCUUGAUUUUUUUUUUCUUACAUGCUGUUCCAUAGAACUUACAAUGUGUCAGUUUUUCAUUCAAUUUAUUGAUUGAAAUAAAACAUUUUAAUUUGA
Argiope bruennichi is the source of this 3194-nucleotide messenger RNA. RefSeq names its product exportin-2-like (gene Cse1). The record is from RefSeq and is a predicted model, not a curated record. Lineage: Eukaryota; Metazoa; Arthropoda; Arachnida; Araneae; Araneidae. Gene Ontology annotation, cellular component: nuclear envelope; cytosol. The transcript is spliced from 26 exons. Gene Ontology annotation, molecular function: nuclear export signal receptor activity; small GTPase binding. The coding region runs from base 101 to 3010 and encodes 969 amino acids. Gene Ontology annotation, biological process: protein export from nucleus; protein import into nucleus.